Molecule: messenger RNA, 1242 nt
Organism: Ipomoea nil (Japanese morning glory)
Lineage: Eukaryota; Viridiplantae; Streptophyta; Magnoliopsida; Solanales; Convolvulaceae
Product: two-component response regulator ARR8-like
Exons: 5
Coding region: 357-1145 (262 amino acids)
Biological process (GO): cytokinin-activated signaling pathway; phosphorelay signal transduction system
Source: RefSeq, a predicted model, not a curated record
GCCUACACUCCAAAGAAUCAUUUUUCAAUAGAGAAAAAACAAUGCUUGUAAGCACUCCCAUGUUCUUUCUGGAUAUGCAAUCUUUUUAAUUAGUGAAAUAUAUAUGGUGUGGUUGGCUUUUGCCAUUGCUUGCCUUGUGGAGUAAUUCAGAAUCCAGAUUGGAAAAUUCUGGGAGAUCUUUGGUUGAGAUCUGGUCAGACCUUGCCCUUUCUGUGUUUGUGGAUUUUAUUUUGGUGGGUCUUCUUAGUUCUUUCCAUACAAACUUCCUUCAUAUACACAACCCCACAAAGGAGCCACCUUUUUCUCCCCAUAUUCUCUGUGUUGUGUUCUUCUUUCAAGAUUGAGGAAUUGGAGCAAUGGGCAUGGCAGCUGCAGAGUCACAGUUUCAUGUUCUGGCUGUUGAUGAUAGCAUCAUAGAUAGGAAGCUCAUAGAGAGGCUCUUCAAAACCUCCUCUUGUCAAGUUACUACAGUGGAUUCUGGUAGCAAGGCUUUAGAAUUUCUGGGUUUACAUGAACAUGAUGAGAACAACACAAACCAUCCAUCUGUUCUAUCCAACCAUCCCCAGGAAGUAGAAGUGAACCUUGUAAUUACAGACUACUGCAUGCCUGGGAUGACAGGCUAUGAUCUACUCAAGAAAAUUAAGGAAUCUUCAUAUCUGAGAAACAUACCUGUAGUCAUUAUGUCAUCUGAGAAUGUUCCUUCAAGAAUCAGUAGAUGUUUAGAAGAAGGAGCUGAGGAAUUCUUCCUCAAGCCUGUGAGGUUAUCAGAUGUAAAUAAGCUUAGACCUCAUAUGAUGAAAACCAAAUCUAAGAAGCCCGAAAACAAUGCCCCGGACAGCCAAGAACCAUCACCAGAACAAGAAUGUGCUGUAGAAGAUGUGAAAUUGCAGCCACAAAACCCGAAACCACAGGCACAGACAGAAGAGCUACAACCAGUGAUGAAUAGCGAUGAAGACACGAGGAAGGGCAUGGAAGAAAGCCUUUCACCGGGAAGAACAAGAACGAGACAAGAACCGCAAGGGCGGGGAGAAGAGCAACAGCCAGUGGCGAAUAGUAAUGAAAACAAGAGGAAGGCCAUGGAAGAAAGGGUUUCACCAGAUAGAACAAGACCAAGAUACAAUGGUCUCACUCACUGCUGUCUCUAACCUAUGAUCAUCUUCAAUUCUCUGGGCACUUCACUUACAAGUUUUAAUUACAACCCUUUUUUCCUUUUUCUCCCUUGUUUUAGUUAAUAGAUGGGAA